This is a messenger RNA of Strongylocentrotus purpuratus (purple sea urchin), 2697 nucleotides long. RefSeq lists its product as uncharacterized. The transcript has 5 exons. Gene Ontology annotation, molecular function: transmembrane transporter activity. Gene Ontology annotation, biological process: transmembrane transport. The record is from RefSeq and is a predicted model, not a curated record. Lineage: Eukaryota; Metazoa; Echinodermata; Echinoidea; Camarodonta; Strongylocentrotidae. The coding region runs from base 30 to 1772 and encodes 580 amino acids.
UAGGCGCUCUACCUCUCGGUAUUUCACUCAUGAUUGCUCCGUUCGUCAAACUCGCUUCGGAACGCUUCGGCUAUAGAUCGGUAGCCAUCUCCGGCGUCGUCUCGACAUCGGCUGGAGUCUUUAUGACGUCAUUCCUAUCUAGUCUCAUACCAAUGUUUGCUACGUUUGGUGUAAUGGCUGGUAUAGGGGCAGGACUUUUCACAGUGUGUGCCUUUGAUUUAAUAGUCCUGUACUUCCCUGAGAGGAAUACAAUGAGAGCUGUGGCAAUAGCUUCUACGGGAUCUACAACAGGAAUGCUGGCAUUCUCACAAAUAAUGGCUCUCCUCUUAAGAAAGUACGGUUGGCGGAUAACGCUACGAGUCAUGGGAGGGCUUCUCUUUACUGUCGGUCUUCCAAGCGUCAUGACUUACAUCGUCCCAUCUCGUCUCCAUAGCAACAAGGACAAUGAGAACGAGGACUGCAAAAUGGUACCUAGAGAUAAGACAUCUUCCACUGCUAAAGCUCCAUUACAUGAAAAUUCCAGGAGACUGCUUGACCAGUCACAUGACUCGGCACGUGACGCAUCUAUAGGAGACCAAGUACAAUGUACGUCAGACUCAAAGGCUUAUAGAACAGAGGAAGGGCUAGGUGAAGAUGUGGACAGUUUACUGGAAGAUGGAGAAAUUAUUAGCGAUGAUACUGAGGUGGUAGCUGAAAUCUCAGAUAUUGGUGAGAUGCCUGUUAGAGGUUCUGAAUAUACUGAAGAUGAUCUAGUAAACCCAGACUCGGAAAUUGCGUUACUUGAUAACAAAGAACAAUCUGAAUCGCUGAUGAACUUCAAUGCUCCCUCCCAAACUGCGUCUACUGCAUCCAAGAUGGAUCCACUGAUAUCCGCAUACGAAUUUGAGGAGAACAUCAUCCCUGAGGAUCAAUCGGUGAUGAAGACCGAGUCAGCAUUUCAGUUAAAUUCGUUGAGUUAUAACAAUCAUGACAAUGGGGACACUUACAAGAAUCUGUCCAUUUUGGAAGAUGGUGAUAACGUGAUGACGAGAUCGGAAUUAGCUGAGGAGGAUCAUCAAGAUCCUAGGAUGCUUUGGAAAAUAGGAAGGGCGUUGACCUUUCCUGAGCUGUGGAUGGUAGCUAUUUCAAACAUCCUCAAUGGAAUAGGAGAUUGUUUCUAUUAUAUCAAUGUGAUCAGCUAUUUGAUGUCUAUCGGGUUUGAGGAAGAGACGGGAGUUCAGUUUGUGUCUUUCACUGCCUUGUCUAGUCUUGUCUGUAAAGUGCUUUUGGUUCUGGUAGGAGAAUAUGUGCCCUUUCCAAGAAUCUUCCUACAGGUCUUCGCUAACUUCAUCAGUAUCCUCGCCCUGAUUGCGUUCAUGUUGGUCACGAAUGUUGUACCUGUACUCUGUAUCGCCAUUGCUGCCGGAAUGACCAUGGCGAUAUCUAACGUAGUGAUAUUCAGUCUUGCCCCUGAUCUGUUUGGAGCGAAGAAGGCAAUAGAGACCUCUGCGGUCUUGUACCUCAGCUACGGCUCGGGGUUUCUUCUUGGAUCUCUUGUUGGUCAAAGCAUCGAUAAGACAGGUUCCUAUACGAGCGCCCUCUUUGCUUUCAUUGGUAUCUUCGUCACAUCAGGAAUCCUGCUGUUAAUGGCGCCUCUUUAUCAACGCCUCUUCGCACCUGAACGGUUUGUAACAUUUGACCUACAUCGGAGGAAGAGGGAGGCAAGGAGCAAGAAUAGAAAAUCGGUUAAAGAUCAAGGCGAAAAUAGAGAGAAUUCGGAUAAACAGGGAUGAAUCCUAAAUCAUUUGUUAAGGACUUGACAGUAACAUGAACAGUUUCUUGCCUUGCAUUUAGGGUGGUGUAUUGUGUGAUGAAAUUGAUUGAUUGAUUGGAUUGAAUACUCUUAUUUGUCAAGACCUAGGUGCAUUAAUAAUAUAGAACUGAGAGAAGAAAUAUAUAACCACAGACUCAACAAUAAAAGCUAAAAACGAGCUAAUACCAAUGUGGUACUUGGAUAUAAAUUUAUUUGAUAAAUGAUAAUUUAUUAAUUCUUAAAUAAGUGGAAAUAGUGCUUUCCACCAAAUACCAAGUUAAAUACUAAACAAAUUAAAAUACAACACAACAGAAAUAUAUUCAAAUAAAUUCUUGUGCCUCGAUUUUUGCUCGUAAAAUUUGACUGAUUAUUUCUGAAAUUGAAAUUGUUUGAUAGGCUAUGGAUAGCCUUUUCCCCCGCCUUAGUUUAUUUCUCCCAAGUCCCUUAUCUUAACCUCAUAUUCAUGUAUAACAUUACUUUUGCAUAACCGAUUACAAAUUGCAUGUAUCUUCUCUCCUUUGUUUUCUCGUAUAUUUUACUCAUAAUUAUUUUUGAACCCUGCACUGCUCAUGCAUUUACAUUUAUUUUCAACAAGCUGUGAUAUUUUGCAUUGUACAUGAAAAUAUUGUAUACUAGUUUCUGCCGUAAAUCUUUUUCCCAUUGUAAUAUUUAAACAACAGUGUGUAUACGAGUUAUGUAAAUGAACUGUGGUUUAUACUCCCUUCUGGUAAAUUCGGUUGAAGAUGUUUAAUAGAGUUAUGAACAAUCAAAUUUAACUGUCAUGGCAAACGUCAACAAGUAAAGUAUUAUUAUUUCGAAGAAAUUAAGGUUUGUCAAUUUUGGAUGAUCAAACCCGAUUAGACUCACCGUAUAUCAGUGUGCUACGGAUAUUAUGCAAAGUUCAU